CUGCCGCGUAAUAUGUCCGUUCGCAUGCCUGGCUUCCGCGGCACCGGCGGCUUCCUCCAAGGCAACUCUCUCGGUAUCGAUCGACAUGGCACGAAUGUGCGACGCCAUUAUAUCGACCAGUCUGGGCCUCAUAUCGUCAAAAGCAGAAGCGGCUCGAAUCUCAACCUGAAUACUCGCUCCAGUGAGGAGAUGCUCCGACGUCUCUCGGAACGUAAACGUCGUCGAACUUUUACCUUGCCUUUCUCUGGUGGAGCUAAGGUCGAGUAUGUUGGGCUUGAGGUACUUGGUGCCCGUAUGCGUGAGAGGAGGCAACGAAGACACGACCGUGCGCUGGAGAAGAGACGGGAAAAGUUGAGAGGUCAGAUUGGCACACGGGUGUACCAUGCUGGUGGAAGAUGUGGCGUUGGGCUUGUGAAUACACGGUAGAGGGCUUAUGCGACCACUGCGAGAGCGCAGGAAACACCGAGCUCCUCCGAUCCAGCAUUAUGACCUUUUGGUGAGUGCCAUUUGGAGCAGCGAUGGCAUUGGUGUUCAUGCUUGGAUUGUCCGCAAUGUGCUGCGUUUCCUGGGUGUUAAGACGCGAUGAAGAGUUGGAGACGCAAUUCAUACCGCGUGCACCUGUGGAUGCGGGUGGCGGCGGAAGAAUUGCAUACAUGAACGCCCAAGAUCAUGUUUACAGCGAGCGUUUCGAUUCGAUUUUACGAUGAUACCGAUUACGACUGAAAUGUCUUGUUUUACGAUAUGAAUGGCAUAUGACGAACCGAGGAAUGGUAUACAGCGAGCAAUUUCAUGAUGAUGACGAUGACGAUGAUGAUGAUGAUUUUCGCGAUCUCGAUAUUUUGUUUUCCACGAUUUAUUUCCUGCGGUCUCAUGGAGUGAAGAUUAAUCUCACACGGUUCUGCAUGUUGAUGCGCGGCUGCUCUAGCAUGGUAACAUCAGCCAGAGCCUUGGGUCAAGAAUCAUGUCGUCAUGCGGAUGACUUCCAGCCAAUGCUUGGCCCACGCCUGGGACGUUUGAACGGAACCAGCUUUAUAGAAUCAAGGUCACUGAUGAACCAUUCCGAGUGUCCCCCACAGCAUGGCGUUACUCAAGGACACGCCCCCGGUGCAUGCUCUUCACGCUCUGCCACCGGCUCUUCGUCCCGAAAAGAUAGUCAGGCUGUAGCCUUGUCAUAUCUGAGCGCUCACCACAGCUCAAGGUCUUUGGCGCUGCAUGGACGAUUCAAAGGUUCGAGUGCACUAGCUGCUGAUGUAAGAGCUCAACAGUUUCAGAAUGCUUUGAAGUCCGUAUUGAUUCUAACCUCCGAGGGUGGACUCGCCGCCAUUCAAGCAGUAGUGACCGACAUGCUGCUUUUGAUCUGGUUUACCAUCAGUGAGUGCUCAGAUCCCGUGACUGGAAGACACCGAUACGCUACAUCCGAAGAAAAGUUGUCAUAUUGCGAAGGUAGGGAAGUCAAAAGCACGGUGCUUCCUGCUUCCUGGAAUCUGGUUCUCAAUAAUCGUCAGCAAGAUGAGGCUAAAUCGAGUCUUGCCGUCCAAUCUUCCCGCUGGGGCCAUCAACGCACACAAAUUUUGGCCGAGGCCGCACAAAAGAUCAACCAGUUCGGAUGCGACUGA
Messenger RNA from Pseudocercospora fijiensis CIRAD86, 1616 nucleotides. RefSeq lists its product as uncharacterized. Bases 753 to 1616 code for a protein of 287 amino acids. The record is from RefSeq and is a predicted model, not a curated record. The transcript is spliced from 8 exons. Lineage: Eukaryota; Fungi; Ascomycota; Dothideomycetes; Mycosphaerellales; Mycosphaerellaceae.